This is a messenger RNA of Candidozyma duobushaemuli, 660 nucleotides long. RefSeq names its product orotate phosphoribosyltransferase (gene URA5). Gene Ontology annotation, biological process: pyrimidine ribonucleoside biosynthetic process; 'de novo' pyrimidine nucleobase biosynthetic process; pyrimidine nucleotide biosynthetic process. The transcript has a single exon. Bases 1 to 660 code for a protein of 219 amino acids. NCBI's taxonomy places the organism in Eukaryota, Fungi, Ascomycota, Pichiomycetes, Serinales, Metschnikowiaceae. Gene Ontology annotation, molecular function: orotate phosphoribosyltransferase activity. The record is from RefSeq and is a predicted model, not a curated record. Gene Ontology annotation, cellular component: cytoplasm.
AUGCACGCUUUCCAAACCUCCUUCUUGGACCUCGCCUUGGAGUCGCAGGCUCUCAAGUUCGGCACCUUCACUCUUAAGUCUGGUCGCCAGUCUCCAUACUUCUUCAACUUGGGCUUGUUCAACAACGGCAAGCUCUUGUCCACUUUGGCAACCGCCUAUGCCAAUGCCAUUAUUGAGUCUGGUGUUGAGUUUGACAUUCUUUUCGGCCCAGCUUACAAGGGUAUCCCAUUGGCGGCUAUUACCGUUGCCAAGUUAGCUGAGCUCGCUCCAGAGAAGUACUCUGAGUUGGGUUACUCCUUCAACAGAAAGGAGAAGAAGGACCACGGUGAGGGUGGUUCUAUUGUGGGAUGUCCUUUGGGAGGUAAAAAGAUCUUGAUCAUCGACGACGUUAUGACGGCUGGUACUGCCAUCAACGAAGCUUUCGAGAUCAUCUCCAACGAGAAGGGUACAGUGGCCGGCUGCAUUAUCGCUUUGGACAGACAGGAGACCACUCCUGACUCCGACAAGUCUGCUACCCAGGCCGUUGCCGCCAGGUACGGUAUCCCUGUUUUCUCGAUCGUUUCCUUGUCCGACAUUGUCACUCACUUGAAGGACAAGUUGUCUCCCGAGAACUUGGCGGACAUUGACACCUACAGAAAGAAGUACGCUCCUAAGGCCUAG